Messenger RNA from Iphiclides podalirius (scarce swallowtail), 1902 nucleotides. The record is from the annotation of a GenBank genome assembly. NCBI's taxonomy places the organism in Eukaryota, Metazoa, Arthropoda, Insecta, Lepidoptera, Papilionidae.
AUGCGUUUGUGUUGGUGGCAUUUGGUGGUUUUGUGCGCGUGUGCUUUGGUGCUGCGCAGUGACGCUCUGCCACCGGCUGCCCUCGGCGACGUAGUCAUCAAUACUGCAAACAGCCUCAAUUCUAUGAAGAUAACGGGCGCUUGGAGGCGUCUAUCCAGCACGGUGAGCGAGUCGGUUGGCCUGAAACAUGCUUUAAGAAGGCUGCAGGCGGUACCAGCCCGCGCCGCCCGUUUAGUGCACGCUCUCGUGGAUCGUAUGAGGGUUGGUGGUGGCCCAGUGGUCACCACGCGCCUCGGUGCGUUACGUGGACGGCGGCUGGUCACGCGAACCACGUCACAAACUCCUUACUACAGCUUUAAGGGUAUAAGGUACGCGCAAUCACCGCGUGGUCGCCUGAGGUUCCGGCCACCGGCGCCCCUUGAGCCGUGGUCGGGCAUCCGUGACGCCCUCGAGGAAGGAGCGGUGUGCCCCCACCGUUUCAUGCUCUUCGACACCUACAAAGGCGAUGAGGACUGCCUCUUCCUCAAUGUCUACACCCCCGCUCUACCUGAACAGCUCACUGGAUAUAAUCCAAAACUUGCGGUAAUGGUUUGGAUUCAUGGUGGAGCGUUUGCAGUUGGUUCGGGGAACGCGUUCCUCUACGGUCCCGACCACCUUGUUCAUGCCGGGGUUGUACUCGUCACUCUCAACUAUAGACUUGGCGCAUUGGGAUUCUUGAGUCUAGAAAACGACGAGGUACCCGGAAAUAUGGGGCUAAAGGAUCAAGUUAUGGCAUUGAAGUGGGUUCGAGACAAUAUCGAGUUCUUCGGUGGAGAUCCAAAUCGCGUCACGAUCUUCGGAGAGUCGGCUGGCGCAGUCUCCGUUCAUUUGCACAUGUUAUCCCCGGCAUCUCAGGGCCUGUUCCAUCGAGCGAUAGCCCAGAGCGGAUCAGCACUGUCUCCAUGGGCGCUGGCUAAGGAGCCACGGGACAAGGCCUUCGAACUUGGUCGCGAGCUAGGCAUCGACACAAACAGCACUGCAGAAUUGCUUGGAUACUUACGCGCAACUCCAAGCGAGCUGUUGGUGAAAGCCGGGGCUCGUAUCUCCGGAGCCCCUGGAAAGACUGCCGAUUUACAGAGUACGGUGGCACUGCCGUUCCUGCCUGUCCUGGAACCCGAAGCAUCUGACGCCUUCCUCACAAUCAGCCCCAGAGAGUUAUUGCCGGGGGCUGACGUGCCAUUGCUUACGGGAUAUAAUGCCGAGGAAGGAAUAAUUCUCUUCCGACGCCUGCAACGGUACCCAAAGCUCCUCAGCGAGCUGGAACAUGAGUUCAGACGAGUGGUGCCCCCUGAGCUGCUCUCGAAUGACGAGCAAAGGACUAACAAGGUGGCCGAGCACAUCAAGGCCUUCUAUUUUCAGCAACGUCCUGUAGACGCGCGAAAUAUCAACAGUCUUAUUGACCUCUUCACGGACGUCAUGUUUUUACGGCCUUUGAUGCAAACCAUCCGUCUGCAAGCGGCUACGAACAGAACGAGUCCAACUUAUCUGUACCGGUUCGCAUUCGACGGUGCCCUGGGCUUAUUCAAGCGCAUGUUGGGCAUCUCGCAUCCAGGCGCCUCUCAUGGCGACGAGAUGGGAUACCUUUUCUACUUCUCCAGACUGAAUUACAGAUUGGACGAUGGGUCGCCAGAACUGGCCGUUUCCAGGAAAAUGGUUCAAUUAUGGACUAACUUCGCGAAGACUGGAAACCCAACACCGCCAAGCGACGAUUCAAUUCUGGACUUCAAAUGGCAAGCAGUUAAUAACACAGAGCACAUGAAUUAUCUUGACAUAAACGGCAAUUUCACAAUGCUUACAGAUCCCGAAGCUAAAAGAGUACAGUUUUGGGAUUGGCUUUACGAUAAUUACGCUAAAGAAGAACAA